This is a messenger RNA of Talaromyces atroroseus, 1200 nucleotides long. RefSeq lists its product as hypothetical. The record is from RefSeq and is a predicted model, not a curated record. Gene Ontology annotation, biological process: protein import into peroxisome matrix, docking. Gene Ontology annotation, molecular function: signaling receptor binding. Gene Ontology annotation, cellular component: peroxisomal importomer complex; peroxisomal membrane. Bases 1 to 1200 code for a protein of 399 amino acids. The transcript has a single exon. Lineage: Eukaryota; Fungi; Ascomycota; Eurotiomycetes; Eurotiales; Trichocomaceae.
AUGACGAACGACUCUUCCAAGCCCACCAUCCCGGAGUGGCAACGCAACUCCACGCCAGCCUCGUCCUCCACAGACUCCCCCAAGCAGGAGCCAGCACCAGCACCAGCACCAGAUCCAGAUCCAGAUCCAGACAGAUCAGCUCUUCUUCAGCAGGCAGAAACCUUUCUCUCCGAUCCCGCAAUUCGCGAUGCUACAACUAGCCGUAAAAUAGCGUUCCUCGAGUCAAAGGGCCUCACAAACGACGAAAUCGACUCACUGCUCGGGGUAAGCCGCAAUGAAGACGCAGAUGUGUCUGACGAUACCAACAGCACCCAGGAAAAGACAGCACAUGUCGAAACCAGCACGUCGUCCGCGACGGCUAUAUCAACUACCGCGCCAACAACCUCUGCACGAGAUGUGCCGCCAAUAAUAACAUAUCCAGAAUUCCUCGUCAACCCCCCCGCCCAGCACAAACCCCCUCUCUUAUCGCUGCGAAGCGUCCUCUACACUCUCUACGGCGCCGCCGGCCUCGGCGCCACAAUCUACAGUGCCAGUGAAUACCUCGUAAAACCGAUGCUCAACACGCUCGGCGAUGCCCGACACGACCUUGCCGAAACAGCCCUAGCUAAUCUAUCAACACUGAACGAGAAACUCGAAAAGAACGUUUCAAAGAUCCCCAUGCACACAUCUACGUCACAGAGACUCGAGGAAAAAGAAGAACCCGAUGAAACAGAGUCAAUCACAUCAGACCCCACAGAAGUCUUCCAUCGCGAUAUUGCAACGCAGACAUCUCCCGAUCUUCUCAAUAACAGCAACAUCGCCUUACCCACGAUUUCGUCUGGCGAAGAGAAGAACCCCGAGAGCAGCGACCCACACAAAGCCGCCAUAGAUUCCCAUACCCAAAGCCUUACACAAAUAACCUCUCAUCUCCGCGAGUUUGUUUCCAACCACGCUGCCUCAGGCGAGAUCGAUAACUCGAUGCGAGACCAAGUAGCGAGUCUGCAGACGUAUCUGGACGGACUGAAUUACUCGUCGUAUAAUCCCUACCUCGCCUCUAAUACCAUGUAUAGUAAUAUCUAUAGCUCUUCGUCGGGUUACGCGGGUCGGGCCAAAGAGGAAGAUGCUAUUUCAACUUUCAGGGCGGAGAUUAGAGGCGUGAAGGGUGCUUUGCUGAGUGCGAGGAAUUUCCCGUCUGGGAGACCAGCGGGGGUUACUAGAUAG